Arvicanthis niloticus (Nile rat) is the source of this 4239-nucleotide messenger RNA. RefSeq names its product sphingosine-1-phosphate phosphatase 2 (gene Sgpp2). Gene Ontology annotation, molecular function: sphingosine-1-phosphate phosphatase activity. The record is from RefSeq and is a predicted model, not a curated record. NCBI's taxonomy places the organism in Eukaryota, Metazoa, Chordata, Mammalia, Rodentia, Muridae. Gene Ontology annotation, cellular component: endoplasmic reticulum membrane. Gene Ontology annotation, biological process: sphingosine metabolic process.
ACCCUCCGGCAGGCAGGUAGGGCACUGGGGCCGCCGGGUUGGCUAGGAAGGGGGCGGUGACGCGCACUAGGUGGUGGCCGGCACCUGGGCUUGCCCAAGUGCAGGGCGGGCGCUAGGACCCGGGCGGCGCACCUGUUGGCCGGCGCCGCGCCCCGCCCGCCCUGCGCUGGGAGCAUCGGGCUGCGGAACGCGAGGCCAGGGCGCACGCCGAGGACACGGACGCGCGUGGCUGCAGGUCGGAGGAACGGGGUCGCGGCUCACCAUGGCCGAGCUGCUGCGGAGCCUGCGGGAUUCACAGCUCGUGGCGCGAUUCCAGCGCCGCUGCGGGCUCUUCCCGGCGCCGGAGGAUUCUGAAGAGAAGCAUGUUGUAAAGAAUUAUUUCUACUAUUACCUGUUCCGGUUUUCAGCCGCUUUGGGUCAGGAAGUGUUCUACAUCACGUUUCUCCCAUUUACCCACUGGAAUAUCGACCCUUAUUUGUCCAGAAGAUUGGUCAUGAUAUGGGUUUUGGUGAUGUACAUUGGCCAGGUGGCCAAGGACAUCCUGAAGUGGCCGCGGCCUUCCUCUCCUCCCGUUGUGAAACUUGAGAAGAGAGUGAUUGCAGAAUACGGAAUGCCAUCCACCCACGCCAUGGCGGCCACGGCCAUUUCCUUUACCCUCCUCAUCUCUACCAUGGACCGGUACCAGUACCCUUUCAUUUUGGGUCUGACAAUGGCUGUGGUGUUCUCUACACUGGUGUGUCUCAGCAGACUCUACACAGGGAUGCACACGGUCCUGGAUGUCCUGGGUGGUGUUCUGAUCACUGCAGUCCUCAUUGCCCUGACCUACCCUGCCUGGACCCUCAUCGACUCCCUGGACUCUGCCAGCCCCCUCUUCCCUGUGUGCGUCAUCAUUGUGCCAUUCCUCCUGUGCUACAAUUACCCCGUGUCUGACUACUACAGCCCCACCAGGGCGGACACCACCACCAUUGUGGCUGCUGGGGCUGGAGUGACCCUAGGAUUCUGGAUCAACCACUUCUUCCAGCUCGUGUCCAAGCCCACCCCGCCUCUUCCUGUGAUUCAGAACAUCCCACCCCUUACCACUGACAUGCUGGUUCUAGGUCUGACCAAAUUUAUGGUGGGGAUCCUGUUGAUCCUCUUGGUUCGCCAACUGGUGCAAAACCUCUCCCUGCAGGUACUAUUCUCAUGGUUCAAGGUGGUUACUAGGAACAAGGAGGCCAGGCGAAGACUAGAGAUUGAAGUCCCUUACAAGUUUGUCACCUACACAUCUGUUGGCAUCUGUGCCACAACCUUUGUGCCAAUGCUGCACAGAUUUUUGGGACUGCUCUGAGCCCAAGACAGUUGGGAACUAGUCCACUAAUGUGAGAUGCAAAACGUGAGAAAGCUGUUGAUUCAGGUAAUCUCAAGGCCUCCUGUUUAAGGAAAAUAUAUGAGUCAUAUUUUUGUUUUGCUGAUAUAACAUAGAUACUACUGCUGUGGUGCCAGCCAUGUUAUUCAUCUGUGAGGACACCAGGGGCAAACCACACCUGAGGUCUGCAAGCUCACCCCUCCCCUUUCUGUUACAUGGACUUAGGACCUGGUCUUGGGUAGAGAGAAAUUGUGGCCCAGCUUGGAAUGGCUACAAGCCCCACCAAGCUCCAGAGACCCAGCAGACUUGAGGUAAUAUGAAGGCAGGAUAGUUCUUUUCAGUUACAAUCUUGCCUAAUGCCGAGUCUCAAUCCCCAAACUGGAGUUUGGUCUGGGAGUAGGGUGGGCACCAUGGAAAAUUGCAACUCCUUGGACAGAAUGACUUCUUGUGCUGUGACCAGACUGGACUGUGCCUGAGUGGGUGGCAAGACCAUUCUAGAAUAAAGUUUCCUGUGAGGAGACUGAAGAGAGUAGCAGAGCCAUGAGGCCACCGGAAGAGCCUGCUUUAUUUACCAGCUCAUCUCCAGGCACUGGUAGUGAAGCAAGACGCUGAGCUUCCUUGCAUAUAGUCUACAGCAUCCCAGGAUUCGGUUUCUACACUAGUGUCAGCAACACAUGACGGGCUGCCAGCUUCUCACAGGCGGACAUGGGGACACGCUGAGACUCCUGCACCCUCCUGCUUUGCCUUCAGCACCUUCAGUUGUUUAAGCUUCCAUAGAAGCCUAGAAGGCACUGGCUCAGCACAGGAAUGGAUGAGCUUCGUCCUCUGGAAACCUGACCAAGUUAGGCAGCCCUGACAUUGUCUCAUCCCGGUGACAUUACCUCAUCAUUGCUCGGCUACUUUGUAUAAAUGUUUUCAAUUAUUCACCCACUAGGCAGAAUCAGGGAUUCCCUCUCAGUCCUCCCCACCUCUUCUUACCUCUUGGCAGUUUUAAGAUUUUCAGUUAAGAACUUUAAGAUUUUUAGAUUUGAAGAAUUUUAGUGCAAGAAAAACUGCAGUCUAUUUUGAGGGGGGAAAAAAAAAAAAAGCAAGCCAAUUAACUGUAACACCUGUGGUCCUCCUUAGCAAGAACAAGGUAUUCCUGGUGCCCACAACAGAGAGCUUUCCCUGCACUCAGAGUUUCAGAAUAAACAAUAUGCUGCCAGGUUGGUGUAAAUGGUAGUUGUUGACCUUUUGAGGGAUAGUGUCAGUAAGCCAGUGUUUCACUAUACACACACAUUGGACAAAAUUACACACACACCCUUAAGUGCUGCUGAGGUUCCAACUUGUUCAUUCACACCAAGGCCAACAUUUUCUCUGAUUUUAAGUAUGUCCCAUGGCCUAGGUUGGAAUGAUGUUCUUUGGUACUGAAUAUAGUGUUUUAAUUUCUGAAGAAUAAUUCUUAGGCUGGGCAUGGUGGCACAUGGUUUUAAUCCCAGAACUUGGGAAUCAUAGGCAGAUGGAUCUCUGAGUUUGAGGCCAGCCUGGUCUACAGAGUGAGCUCCAGGACAGCCCAGGGCCACACAGGGAAAUCUUGUCUUGAAAAACAAACAAAAGGAAUAAUUCUUAACAAAAUGCCCAUUUUUAACUUAACAAUUCUUCUCUUAUUUAUCAUAGUUAAGAACAGGGAUGGAAAGGGUCCAGCACUUGGCUGGUUUUGCUGACAGUAUUUCAGCUCCAUGGCUGGGGAGCCGCAAGCCCUGGCUUACAGGUUUGCUUGCCUAGGCCAGGCUCUCCAGUGCAUGGCUGUUGAUGGAGCACUUUCAGUUGUUUCUCCCCCAAUCCCCAAGCUACCAAACUAGAGCUUGUAAUGCUGGUUAAUAUUCCCACAGGGUGAUUUUUAGUUGGUUUGUCUGAGGCCUAAUGGCAAAAGCUCAGCUUCUUCUACAUGUAUCUGCAAAGACAGGCCGUAUGGAUUGUCACAGCAGUGGGUGUGGUGAGUAGGAAGUUUAAGGCCCAACAACAGGGAAGUUGACAACUGAGUGAAUGCAUUCAAGGCUGUGUUUACAUAAUUUAGAUGGAGGAUGAAUAUAUUAGCCACACAACAUUAAACAGCGGCCUAAGAAUUUGUCCUGACUGGUCACUCUUGGAUGGACUUGAUAACAGCAACUGGAGGGAGAAGGUAUUCACUGAAGAUGCCAAGUUUAGUUUUGGAUUCCUACAGUAUUGGUUUUAAAUGCUGUGGCCUGACCAUGUUUUGCCUUUGGUGAGCCUUCUCAAUUCACCGAAUUCACUUCUUACAGAGAAGCACUUCACCCUAGUAAAUUCUCUCUCCGGUCUCCUUUCACAACACUUCUGUCAGUUUCUCUUUGGAGAGAGAGUGCCCCCUGCUGGCUUAGCUUGUCUUAGUCCAAAGGCCCUCUUGCUCUGGGCUGGCCGGUCACCAGAAUGUGUCCCUGUUAAGUCUAGGACUGGCCCGCCCGGAAACCAAAGCUUUUAGGCUCCUCUGGGAAUCAGGAAGAAUAAUACAUCCUUUUCCCAUCUUGCUACUACUCUGGGUCAAGGCAUCAAUCUAGAACCGGCUUUCUAAACAACUGUCCAUUUUGGGUCAUUUUUGCUCAGACCUGUACCAUAUGCUGGAAAAAGACAUAGGCAAAACCCUUAAACUAAUACCCUUUCAUGGCAGCCACUAAAACCACUCCACACUGUGCCUGGUAACUUGGGGUUUUCUUGCCCAACUACACAACUCAUCUUCCUGGGAUAAUCACAGCAUGUGGUAUUUCAGACCAUAUGUUUCAGGUUUCUAUUUUGGAAGCCUUCAACUGUCUUGCUUAUGCAGUGUAUGUAAAUUUAUUCUUUUUAAAAAUAAAAUCAUUUUUUGUUUGAGUAUGAUUAUUAAAUGCUUUAAAACCUAA